Messenger RNA from Centruroides sculpturatus (bark scorpion), 681 nucleotides. Its product is annotated as adult-specific rigid cuticular protein 15.5-like. The transcript is spliced from 3 exons. Gene Ontology annotation, cellular component: chitin-based extracellular matrix. Gene Ontology annotation, molecular function: structural constituent of chitin-based larval cuticle. The record is from RefSeq and is a predicted model, not a curated record. Lineage: Eukaryota; Metazoa; Arthropoda; Arachnida; Scorpiones; Buthidae. Bases 1 to 681 code for a protein of 226 amino acids.
AUGAUCGUUGAACAGUAUAUAACUAUCACACUUACCUCAAACGAACAACAAUCGAGAGCUUUCUCUCAACUGAUCAAUACAUCAAAUCUUCUAGUGAUGUUUCUACAGGUAUUAGUUGCUUCUGUAGUGGUGGUUGCCGUUAAUGCAAUCACCGGUGGAUUAGGAGGAGGCCACGGAGGUUUGGGUGCUCUGGCAGGAUUGGGUGCUCUUUCUGGAUUGGGAGGACACGGACACGGUCACGGUCUUGGCUUAGGAAAGGAUAUACAUAUUCCUCAACCGUACGAUUAUGGUUACCAAGUGAAAGCUAAGGAUAGCGAUCACUAUCGUCAAGAGAAGGGGGACGGAAAGGGUGGUGUUGUAGGCAGUUACGGCUAUAAAGAUAAGAAGGGUAUCUACCGUGAAGUGGAUUACGUAGCUGAUAAAUUCGGUUUCCGUGCUAAGGUGAAAACCAACGAACCCGGCACUUCCAAUCAAAAUCCUGCUCAUGCUGAUUUCAUUCAUCAUCAUCCACCUCCACACGCUUACGCCGAUAAAGGUUAUCAUCAUCACCAUCACGGUUUGGGUGCUCUAGCUGGUUUGGGUGCUCUGGGUGGACACGGACACGGACACGGACACGGACACGGUCAUGGCCAUGGAUUAGGAGGACUCGCAGGACUCGGCCAUCUCGGUGUUCUUGGUUAA